GCUGCCUGCGAGUGUUUACUGUUGGCGUGAGCCCUGAUGCUACAUGUGACAUUGACAUCAACAGAGGCACAAUGAGGCUGACCGCUCUCCUGUCCAUGGCAGCCAAGGUCUUUGUGCCCAAAAACUACCGUUACGGCACUAACAGACCGUGGACGGUGGCUGCCAAAAGGUUGAAUCCUCCGGGGAAGCAGAGGAGAAAGGUGUUCGUGGAGCCGGUAGAGUCGCGGGACUGGCCGGUGCUCAAAGGGGACGUGGUCGAGAUUCUUGCAGGGAAGGACAAAGGCAAGCAGGGAAAAGUGAUCCAAGUCUUCAGACGCAGAAACUGGGUUAUUCUGGAGGGACUGAACACACAUUUCAGAUAUGUUGGAAAGACUCCAGAUUACAAAGGAACCUACAUUGCCAGCGAGGCUCCAAUUAUGCUCCAAGCUGUUUCCCUUAUUGACCCCACAGACAGGAAACCCACUCAGAUAGAGUGGAAGUUCACAGAGGAGGGCGAGAGGGUCCGCGUGUCGAUGAGGACGGGUCGAAUCAUUCCCAAACCUGUUGUAGAGCGACGAGAUGGCAUCGUGCCACUUCAGUGGAAAGAUGGCCCUAAAGACACCAGUCCUGAAGACACUCUAGAAAAGACGUACAUACCAUCUCUGAAAACCCUGGAGGAGGAGGUCAUGGAGAAACUAGGUAUCCAGGAGACCAGGAGGCACCGAAGGUCCUACUGGUACUGAAAAGGAGGCAUCCAAGACAUUCAGGCUCACUGUUGUGCUGCUGUCCAGCUCUCACACGGACUCUGAACAUACCUUGUUCUGGUGGGAAUCUGAACUGAAGGUCAAAGAAGGACUGUGUGGGGAUGACAAAAGGAAAGUGUAUGGACUCUGAAAUGCUGUCGCAGCAUACAAGUUAUUAAGGAAAUGGUUUGUAAGCACUAGGAGGAGGUGAAAUCAGACCUGCUACUUGGAGGUUUCCUGAAUCAUUCAGUGUUUAUGAAGCUUUCAGUUUGUUUCUUUGUAAUAUUGUGAAUAAAUGUCAAACUGGGUUUUA
This is a messenger RNA of Stegastes partitus (bicolor damselfish), 1035 nucleotides long. RefSeq names its product mitochondrial ribosomal protein L24 (gene mrpl24). The coding region runs from base 72 to 722 and encodes 216 amino acids. Gene Ontology annotation, cellular component: ribosome. Gene Ontology annotation, molecular function: RNA binding; structural constituent of ribosome. Gene Ontology annotation, biological process: translation. NCBI's taxonomy places the organism in Eukaryota, Metazoa, Chordata, Actinopteri, Pomacentridae. The record is from RefSeq and is a predicted model, not a curated record. The transcript is spliced from 6 exons.